This is a messenger RNA of Lathyrus oleraceus (garden pea), 492 nucleotides long. RefSeq lists its product as uncharacterized. Lineage: Eukaryota; Viridiplantae; Streptophyta; Magnoliopsida; Fabales; Fabaceae. The transcript is spliced from 2 exons. Gene Ontology annotation, biological process: DNA integration. Bases 1 to 492 code for a protein of 163 amino acids. The record is from RefSeq and is a predicted model, not a curated record. Gene Ontology annotation, molecular function: nucleic acid binding.
AUGAAUCAGGAGGAUGUGAUCGAGUUUAUCCAGAAGCAUAUUAUUUAUAGAUUUGGAAUCCCAGAGACUGUCACAACAGAUCAAGGGUCAGUAUUCACUGGUCGAAAAAUGCAAGAAUUUGCUAAAGAAAUGGGUUUCAAACAAUUAACUUUGACGCCUUAUUAUGAUCAGGCUAAUGGACAAGUCGAAGCUGCAAAUAAAGUGAUCAUUGAGAUUCACCUACAAUCUAUAAGGAUUCAAAGGCACUAUGAAAUUCCAACAGACUCAUAUUGGAGCAUGAUGCUGGAUGAAUUGGUUGACUUAGAUGAAGAAAGGUUAAAUGCCUUGGAGUUAUUAAAACGACAAAAGAAGAGAGUAGAAAUCUCUUAUAACAAGAAGGUGAAAGUUAAAAGUUUUUUGCCUGAAGACUUGGUCUGGAAAGUGAUCAUUCCAAUGGAUCGAAAGGAUAGAGCCUUAGGGAAGUGGUCUCCGAAGUGGGAAGACCCUUUUUAG